AUGCCAAAAAAAGAAGAAAUCAAGAACUGGUGGGACAAAGUUGAUGCAGACUGUUCCCGUCCCCAACAUCGCAAGAAACAUAACGCUAGCAAGGUUUCGGCAGCUGAGCUCAUCCCUGAAACCUCACCUCGCGCUAUGCUUAAAAUCCAUGAUGGAUUUCUUCAACUAACGAAAUCGACGAGCACAACGUUGGAUGGAUCACAGGCUUUCGAUGUGGUUGAUUAA
Messenger RNA from Dovyalis caffra, 225 nucleotides. NCBI's taxonomy places the organism in Eukaryota, Viridiplantae, Streptophyta, Magnoliopsida, Malpighiales, Salicaceae. The record is from the annotation of a GenBank genome assembly.